AUGGCCUCAAUAAAGGAAAGAGCUGCGGCGUUGAAACUUGCAGAGAAACUGUGUGUGCGUCCUCAAGCUCAUGGAGUGGCCAGUAAACCAUCACAGUCUCCCUCCUUGUGGAGUGGCCUCAUCUCCCACCUCAGGUGUUCUGUGAAGGUGAAGCGUCGACGGGUACACCUGAAGUCCCACAGUGACUGUUUCCUGGGCUCAGAGGCCGUUGAUGUGGUGGCAGAACAUAUUAACCACAUCAUGGACGUAGAGGGUGCCAACGUGUCACGGGACAAAGUGGUGUGUGUGUGCCAGGCUCUGUUGGACUGCAACAUGUUUGAAGCGGUGGGAACCAAAGUGUUUGGGAAAGACAAGAAGCAAGAUGUCUUUCAGGACAGCAAGAGCGCUCUUUACAGGUUUGUAAAUGUGUCCAUGCCUUCAGUGGAUGAGCUGGAGAGAGGUCUGCUUGUGAAUGGGAUCCAAAAACUCUUCCGCAGUGCUCCAUCAGACAGGCAGGAAGAGCAGACAUGUCCCACUGGGUCACAUGUUCAGGUCUCCACCCCUCUCCACUUCACUCAGACAUCCACAAAAGCAAACCAGCUGGACACUCAUGUCCCUGGCAGCCUGUCCCUGAAGGCUGCGGUGGACAAUCUGAGUCUGAGUCCCAGCAGAGUGCAGACGGACUCUGUGUUACCACCACCGUUGGUAGAGGAGGUGUGGCAGGAGCAGACCCUGCUCAGGCUGCUAAAUCUGGUGGAGCUCCCCCUCCUGGAAGGAGUACUUCAGUGCAGCCAGACCGCAUCGUCUCCCCCGCCGUCACACCAGCUGGCUCACAGUAACCCAGACCUGAUCUACAGCAGCAACCACCUGGACAGACAGAUCCUCAAGGCCUUCAGGGAGACUCAGGAGGAUGAAUGGCUGUGUGCAGCCCUGGACUGCCUGGACUUCCUCUCGGAUCAGCCUGUGGUGGAGCUGAGCCGGGAGCUGCCUCACUGUUUCCCUCAAAAUCAGGAGAGCUGUGACCAAGUCCCAGCUGGUAGCAGUACCCAAUAUGGAGGCGAAUGCUUGGAUGGGCGCCAGUGGGGCAGAUUAGUCAUCCCUGUUUGAGCUUUUAGUCAUGGCCACGACAGUGAUGAGCCUCGUCUCUCCCAGAGCGGCUUGGCCCAGUGUAAGCUGCUGCUGUACAGGACCCUGGUGAAACACUACAGCCACACAGACAGACCUCCGCUGCUGGCACAACACAUGACUGACAUCUGCACGGCCAUCACUGACCUGCUGGUGAAUGCUAAGUUAGACAAGGCUCUUGAGGCUCUGCAGCUGUGUUUGAAGUUGCUGCCACCCAGCUGCAGAGACGAGCUGCGCAGGCUGCUUACAUUCAUGUCUCUGGCAGCUGAUCCACAAGGGAUAAAACUGGAUAAAGAGAUGGAAAACAGAUUAGCAGUGAACAGGUCUUUCUCCAGAGCGAUCAUCCACAGCAAGGCUCUUUCAAAGGACAAAGAGGACCUGAUUUUGUGCUUCAUGCUCAGCAACAUCAAGGAAAUCUUCAAGAUACCAGGAGCUCUGCACAAAGGAGUGAGUGACAAGCUGGCCAGCCUGGUGCACGGGACACAGCCCGAUGUGACUGGCUCUUUGUCUAGUCAGCAGGUUUCCAGCAGGACUUAUACUGACUCUACAAAGAAGACCACCAACCAGGAACUGUGGGCUCUCUUAAACAGCAUCCACGGGGACACAAAGAUCUCAGCCAAGGAGAGAAAGCACCGACUCAGACAGUUUUACCAAUCCCACCCAGAGAUAUUUAACCAGUACUUUGGCGACUCUGCUCUUAGUGUGCUGUAGGUUUGUGAAGCCAGUGAUAUAUAGGCCCUUAGCCUGGGUGUCUGAUAUCUUCAGCUGUCCAUUUCAGAGGAGGUUUUGACUCUUACAGUUUUGGUUAAUAGCUGGCCAGUUAGACACAAGCUAACUGAUUUAAAAUAAAUGUUUGUAAAUGACAUUAUAUCUUAGAAACGUGUAAAGAUACAAAUGGGAAAGACCCCUACAGCAUAUGAUUACACUUGUAUGCUCUUAUUUGCUUUAUUAUUGAACAAAAUAAAUAAACAGAUGACAUAUUCUUGGCUGUCUUUCUCUUGAAUAUAAA
This is a messenger RNA of Seriola dumerili (greater amberjack), 2113 nucleotides long. RefSeq names its product DEP domain-containing protein 7-like. The record is from RefSeq and is a predicted model, not a curated record. The transcript has 12 exons. Gene Ontology annotation, biological process: intracellular signal transduction. NCBI's taxonomy places the organism in Eukaryota, Metazoa, Chordata, Actinopteri, Carangiformes, Carangidae.